AUGAUUCAUGAACUUGGUCUUCCGACAUUGUUUAUAACAUUGUCGAAGGCUGAAGGUUUGUGGACUCAUCUUCAUAAUAUACUUAUCAAUACAAACAACUACGAUCUAUUACCAACAAACAGACCACUACGCACAACCCUUUAUUUUAUUCACAGACUUAAAAAUAUUAAAAAAAUAGAGUUUCAAAAUCAUGGAGCAGCACAUCUUCAUAGAGUCUACUGGACAACUACAAGCAUAUUAGAAAUGAUAAAUUUAAAUACCAUACAAUCCACCCUCCCAGAUCCUAAUUUAGAACCCAAACUUUAUCAAAGAGUUCUUAUCUUUCAAACACAUACUUGUAACUUUACAUGUGAAGAACCAGCACCACCAGGAUUAACAU
Dentiscutata heterogama is the source of this 379-nucleotide messenger RNA. The record is from the annotation of a GenBank genome assembly. NCBI's taxonomy places the organism in Eukaryota, Fungi, Glomeromycota, Glomeromycetes, Diversisporales, Gigasporaceae.